UCGAUUUCUCUCGAGGCGGUGAAGCGCACAGAGAUUUUUUGUUUCCCUUCGUUAAAGGUCGAGCUGUUCUACUUGAGUUAUGCUCUCACUUCUGAUGAUCAGAAAACCCUAAGUCCUUGCUAGAUUAAUAUAAAGUGUUUACUUCGAAAGAGUUCUCGCUUACUGUUAAGCUGCAAAGUUUCUGAUCUUUAUUGAAAAAAUUCGACAAUUUGAACCGUCUGUGCAGUCUGGGUUUGAGUUUGGAUCGGUGCUGUUGCUCGGGGAGAUGAUUCUUGGACUUGGUUUUGAAGAUCAUAGCCUUCUGUUUCAAUCCCUUCUUUGUUUUGGUUAAGUUGGUGGUUGUUUUAGUUGCUCAAGUUGUAAUUAGGCUGUGAGAUAUGGAGAUCAAGUUUGCGUUGAAACCAGGAUCAGUAAUGUAGUCUUUGAUCCGUCUGGAAAGUAGGAUCUGAGCUACCAGUCGGUUCUUCAGUUUCCUUUUUAUGUUUCUUUUGCCAGUAUUGGAACCUAACCAUGGCACAGAGCAACUGGGAAGCAGAUAAGAUGCUUGAUGUUUAUAUUUACGAUUAUCUGUUAAAAAGAAAUUUGCAUGCCUCUGCAAAGGCUUUUAUGUCCGAAGGAAAAGUCGCUGCAGAUCCAGUAGCAAUUGAUGCACCUGGAGGAUUUCUGUUUGAAUGGUGGUCUGUGUUUUGGGACAUCUUUAUUGCAAGGACAAAUGAGAAGCAUUCUGAGGUUGCUGCAGCAUAUAUAGAGGCACAACAAAUGAAAGCAAGAGAGCAUCAACAACAGCUUCAAAUGCAGCAGUUGCAGCUCAUGCAGCAACGCCAUGCUCAGUUGCAACGCAGGGAUGGUCCUACUCUUGGGGGUCCGAUAAAUCCUAUGAACUCUGAGGGAAUGCUGGGUCAGUCUACAGCCACUGUUUUGGCUGCAAAAAUGUAUGAAGAAAGGAUGAAACAUCCUCACUCCAUGGAUGCAGAAACAUCCCCACAAUUUAUUGAUGCUAGUAGGAUGGCCCUUUUAAAAUCAGCAACUAAUCAUGCAGGCCCAUUGGUCCAAGGUAAUUCGGGAGGUGUGUCUGCAGCAUUGCAACAAAUGCAGGCACGAACUCAGCAGACCACUGACAUUAAGGGUGAAGUGAACUUGGGUGUAACUCAAAGAUCUAUGCCUAUGGAUCCUUCAUCAAUCUAUGGACAAGGAAUUAUGCAACCAAAAACUGGACUAGCCAGUGCAGGAUUGAACCAAGGUGUCAGUGCUUUACCAUUGAAGGGUUGGCCCCUAACAGGUAUUGACCAACUACGACCGGCUUUAGGUGCGCAAGUGCAGAAGCCUUUUCUACAGACCACAAACCAAUUUCAGCUUUUGACACCACAACAACAACAGCAGCUUCUAGCCCAGGCUCAGGCACAAGGCAAUCUUGGUACUUCCCCUAACUAUGGAGAUAUGGAUCCCCGAAGAUUCAGGGUUUUACCUAGGGGAAACUUGAACACAAAAGAUGGACAACUUGCAGGAACCGAUGGAUCUAUAGGCUCUCCGCUGCAGUCAAGUUCACCAAAGGUCAGAGUACCUUCCCAGGAUCAGGCAGAUUAUCUUAUGAAGAUGAAAAUGCCUCAGAUGCAACAGUCCUCCUCUCAACAACAGCAGGACCAGCUCCAACAGCAGCAACUGCAACAGAAUAACAGAAAAAGGAAACAACCAACUUCUUCUGGGGCUGCUAACAGUACUGGUACAGGAAAUACUGUGGGCCCCUCACCCAACUCUCCACCAUCAACUCCAUCAACUCACACACCUGGUGAUGCAGUGGCUAUGACCAGUGGAUUGCAGCAUGUUAACAAUAUGCAGAAGAGCUUGAUGAUGUAUGGUGCAGAUGGGACAGCUGGUCUUGCAUCAUCUUCGAAUCAGCUGGAAGAUAUGGAACAUUUUGGUGAUGUGGGUUCCUUGGAUGAUAAUGUGGAAUCGUUUCUCUCUCAUGAUGAUGGAGAUGGGAGGGACCUAUUUGGUACAGUAAAACGAAGCCCUACAGAGCACAAUACAACAGAAUCUUCUAAGGGUUUUUCGUUUAGUGAAGUUGGUUGUAUCCGCACAAGCAAUAGUAAAGUUGUCUGCUGUCAUUUCUCUUCAGAUGGAAAGCUUUUGGCUAGUGCUGGUCAUGAGAAGAAGGCUGUUCUUUGGAACAUGGACACACUGCAGACAGAGAGUACUCCAGAAGAACACACACUUAUAAUUACAGAUGUUCGUUUUAGGCCAAAUUCAACUCAGCUGGCAACAUGUUCGUUCGAUAGGACCGUGCGCCUGUGGAAUGCGGCAGAUCCAAGCUUCUGUCUACAUGUUUAUACCGGUCACAAUUCACAUGUGAUGUCAUUAGAUUUCCACCCUAAGAAGACUGAUCUUUUUUGCUCUUGUGAUGGAAAUAAUGAAAUUCGUUUUUGGAGUAUCAGUCAGUAUUCAUGCACUCGAGUUUCCAAGGGAGGUACAGCACAAGUGAGAUUUCAACCAAGAAUUGGGCAGCUACUGGCAGCUGCAGCAGAUAACGUGGUAUCUAUCUUUGAUGUUGAGACUGACAGGUUGACACACGCAUUACAGGGUCAUUCUAAAGAGGUACAUUCUGUUUGCUGGGAUUCAACUGGAGAUCGGUUAGCCUCUGUCAGUCAGGACUCUGUGAGGGUAUGGUCAUUAAGUACAGGAGAGUGCAUUCACGAGCUCAGCUCCAAUGCAAACAAGUUCCACUCUUGUGUUUUUCAUCCAGCUUAUCCUACUCUUUUGGUUAUUGGUGGCUACCAGUCGCUGGAGUUGUGGAACAUGUCUGAGAACAAGAGCAUGACAGUUCCAGCGCACGAAGGUGUUAUUGCAGCUUUGGCCCAGUCACCUGUGACAGGGAUGGUUGCUUCUGCGAGCCAUGACAAAUCCGUGAAGCUGUGGAAAUAAAGUUUUGGCGAUUGGAUAUGUCCCUCUGAAGCAGUUGGCUUUGCCUCAAAUUCAACGGAAUCCCAACAAAUCGUUGCAUUGUGUUUGAUAUUUUUUCCUGGUUUAGUCUUUUCUGUUUUUCCACUUUGUUUGCUAUUUCUUGUCUCCUUUACUGUGUUGGUAAAUAAACUGGGAAGGGGUUCCUGUUGUUGUUUGGGACGGCAUUUUCAAGAGAUUUGUACUGCGACAGCAAGAUGUGGGUUUUAAUGGUAUUUAGACAGAUAUACAGGAGAAUUGAAAAAGAAAAGAAAGUUCACACUUUGAAACGGUGGAAAGAGAAAUGAUGAGUUUCCAUGUCUAAAGAUUCAGUAUUGGUUUCAUGUAUA
Nelumbo nucifera (sacred lotus) is the source of this 3284-nucleotide messenger RNA. RefSeq names its product transcriptional corepressor LEUNIG_HOMOLOG-like. Lineage: Eukaryota; Viridiplantae; Streptophyta; Magnoliopsida; Proteales; Nelumbonaceae. The record is from RefSeq and is a predicted model, not a curated record. Gene Ontology annotation, molecular function: protein binding; transcription corepressor activity.